Anolis sagrei ordinatus is the source of this 2444-nucleotide messenger RNA. RefSeq lists its product as uncharacterized. NCBI's taxonomy places the organism in Eukaryota, Metazoa, Chordata, Lepidosauria, Squamata, Anolidae. The record is from RefSeq and is a predicted model, not a curated record.
GUAGGGACUUUUCGUUAGAUUAACGGAAUUAUUUGAGAAACAAAGCCACUGGACGGGGCAUGGGUUCCUUUCUCUUUGCAGGCUUAGCCCUGCUGUGUGUGUUUCUGUCUCAGGAGGUGGCGUCUAUACCUUUUCCCACAGGUGUUACACGGACUGAAUGUCGAGGCCGUUACUUCUGGAUAUGGAUGGACAAGGCCGCUUUGGGGCAGAGCUCUUGGGCGUAUAGUGUCUUCAAUGAGCUGGGACAGCGCAUUCCUGUGACGGACCAUGUGGCAGCCCAGUGUGGCUUCACCAAAACCACAGACUUAUAUGGCAAUCCUGAGAUCAGAGUGUCCUUUCUGGGCUGCUCGGUUCACAACUUGUUUGACCAGGAUUUCAGCCUCCAUCUCCAAGUGGAAGUCACCAGCCCAUCCAAUGUGACUGCUGCGUAUGAUGUCUCCAUGAAAUGUCCUUUGGGUUCUGCAUGGAGCCCCCGGGAGAUUGUCUGUGAGGAAAAUUAUAUGGAAGUUUCUGUUCGGCGUGCAGUCCCAGGAAUAGCAAGUGAGGCACUGAAUGAAGACUGGAUUGCUGUGUUUCCUGUGGCUCAGGGGGCUAUGAACCAGGUGUGGCAGGUGGUCUUCCAUUUCCAGAAUGGCUCCUUGCAGAACAUGAUGGCCACCGAGGCCCAUGCCCUUGGCUAUGGGGUCAACACCACAGCUAGCAGGGUGCUCUUCCGCACUCCUUAUGGCACGCAGCAGACCGAAAUCGCUAUGGUGAAAGGCCUGGAAGUUGAGGUGGCUCGAGCCACCGUCUUCUACAAACAGGCAUGGAUGAUAUUGAUGGUGGAUACUGCAGUUGCCUGUCCCAUCAACGCUCCAGUUUUCACAGCCACCACUCUAAGCUGGGUGACCCCACGGAUCAUGCCUUCACUGGUUGCGUUCCCCAAUCUCUAUCGGGAUGAAGCCAUCGAGAUGGGCUUGGAUGGACGUGUGAUUGACAGGGUGACUGUGGCAAGAAACGGAUACACCUUUCUGACCGACAGGAUAGAUUUUAUCAGCAUCACGGUCCCCAUUGGAGCUGUGGGUGGGCUCACAGAGAGUGAUGUGAUGGACAACUAUUAUGGCACAACCUACAGCAUCAGGCUGAUGUUAGACCGUAAAUGGCAAGGAGAUGAGAGUGAUCGGACUCGCCACCGCAGCCUGAAGCUCAUUCGCACACCCUUUGCCCUUCAGAUGCUGGUCCUGAUCAACAAUACAAUCCCAGAGAAGGGCUAUUUUGAUAUCAGCCUGGGCAACUUUCUCCCUGAUGUGGAGCUGACCUCUGUUGGCAUUGGUGGCAUGCCCUUAACGCCCAAUGAUCUCAACAUGCGUGGCUGCCAUCUGGAUGAAAGGCCCAAUCCCAAUAAUACCCGGGUUUUAAUUCUCCAGGUCCCUUUCACUGAUCCUCUGGUAGAACAGAAGUAUCUAUAUGGCAACAUCCGGAGGUACACUGUUCGCCUUGACUACGUCCUCAACCUGGUCCCCAAGGACAAGCUGUUCACUUACCCUGCGGUCAUUGAAUGUGAUGUCCCAGAUGUUGUUCUUCCAACCUUUGAGGGCUUUUGCGAGACAGGAAGGAUUGGUCUGGUGAUGACUCAUGGAAAUUUGAACCGUUACUGGGUCUCAUAUGUGGGCAACCAGAAACUGACCAGUGAAUUAAUUGUGUCACAAAACUACACUGUCCAAGAUGACGGCAAGUACUUCUACCUGUCAGUGCCCUUCUUGGCAGUUGGCUUGUCAUAUCAGGAUAUUUCUCUCCAAGGGCUGACGACUCAACUUGAUUUCAGCCUGCGGGACAACAAGACGCUGGCGAUAAAUGUAGCAUUCUCCUUUGCUUGCAUUUUCCCCACAGGAAAACUGCUUGUGUGCCUCCCCAAUGGAACCAUGGCUGCCACAAUCCUCAGCCUCGACACCAAACCAUCCUUGAACCCUAGGAAUACCCACCUGAGAGACAGGAACUGUGGGCCAGUUGCAGCUGAUGAAUCCAGGGCUCUCUUCUCUUUUUCUGUAGCCUCUUGUGGCACCACAAGAACAUUUGAAGGCAACUACUUGGUGUAUGAGAACGAAGUGACCUUCAGGAGGGAGAUGAUUCCAGAUGCGAAACCAGUCAUCACCAGGGACUCCCAGUACAGCCUGACAUUGCGCUGUCACUACCCCCUGAAUGAGACACUUCAAGUGGUGGCCCAACGACUGCAAGGGGAGAUUGGAACCCCUGCUCCAUAUGUCCUUGGGGUCAAAGGAUAUCAGCAGAAGAGAUCGGCAGAUCAUCAAAAUGUGUCCCAGCCAAGAGUAGCUUAUUUGUCAACAGGAGGAGCUGGGAAAAGGUGGCUCUGGUUUCCAGCUUUUGGAGUGGCUUUAGUGGUAGGAGGAUUCCUGCCUAUUACAUUCCUGGGUUGUUAAGCAAAUUAAAAAAAAUGUAACCUUCAA